Molecule: messenger RNA, 956 nt
Organism: Aspergillus welwitschiae
Lineage: Eukaryota; Fungi; Ascomycota; Eurotiomycetes; Eurotiales; Aspergillaceae
Gene: pup3
Product: proteasome core particle subunit beta 3
Exons: 4
Coding region: 145-765 (206 amino acids)
Biological process (GO): proteasome-mediated ubiquitin-dependent protein catabolic process
Cellular component (GO): proteasome core complex; proteasome core complex, beta-subunit complex
Source: RefSeq, a predicted model, not a curated record
AUCCAUCCUCCGCCCAUCUUCCAUCUCCCAUCGCCUCAACCCUCCCUCUACACGCUCACAUCCCCCCUUAGCUCUUGGAACUCGACCCGGAAAUUCAUAUUCGAUCCUAUUCUGAGCUUCUAGUCGUGCAAUUCUUUCUCAACCAUGAGUUCCCCUUUCGAUAUCAAUGGCGGUGCCUGCGUCGCCAUGGUGGGCAAGGACUGCGUCGCAAUCGCCUGUGAUCUCCGGUUGGGUAUGCAGGCCCUGACUGUCUCCAACAACUUCCCCAAGAUCUUCAACUACGGCCCCUCCACCUUCCUCGGUCUGACCGGCCUGGCCACCGACGUGUCGACUGUGUCCGACCUUUUCCGGUACAAGGUCAACAUGUACCGCCUCCGCGAGGAACGGAACAUUGCCCCCCAGACUCUCGCCAACCUGGUCAGUUCGUCGUUAUACGAGAAACGGUUCGGUCCUUUCUUCGUCAGCCCCGUCAUUGCCGGAAUCAACAGCACAACGGGGAAGCCUUUUAUCUGCGGAUUUGACAGUAUCGGGUGUAUCGAUUUUGCGAAGGACUUCAUUGUUAGCGGAACUGCCAGUGAGCAGCUGUUUGGUACCUGCGAGGGUCUGUGGGAGCCGGACUUGUCCCCCGAGGACCUGUUCGAGACCAUCUCGCAAGCCUUGCUCAGCGCCGUCGAUCGAGACGCCCUUUCCGGUUGGGGUGCACAGGUGUAUAUCAUAGAAAAGGACAAGGUGACCAAGCGUCUACUGAAGGGAAGGCAAGAUUAGAUGGCAUUCUCUGGAGUAUAAUUGUUUUCUAAUGUCACGCCGUUCGUCUGUUUUAAUUUACGUCCCUCAACAUGGAAUCUUGCUGUUGAUAGCAGUCUCUGGCGCCGGAGAUCUCGACUCAAAGAUACGUGCUGUCGAUAGAGAUUGGCCAAACAGAAAAUGAGUAUUAUGAACUAUGAUCAAGCCCUGGA